Phytophthora sojae is the source of this 1902-nucleotide messenger RNA. RefSeq lists its product as hypothetical. NCBI's taxonomy places the organism in Eukaryota, Oomycota, Peronosporomycetes, Peronosporales, Peronosporaceae. Bases 1 to 1902 code for a protein of 633 amino acids. The record is from RefSeq and is a predicted model, not a curated record. The transcript is spliced from 3 exons.
AUGCACCGCGAUGCUCGCGAGGAGUUGAACCGCCUUCGAGCCGUUCUCACGGCUACCCUGGCGGAUCUGGAUCAAGCGGUCCAACCUCACCACAAUCCCGAACUCACUCGCCCACGGGAUCUCCAGGAGACGACCGUCGCGGAUCUAGCUCGAGUUUGUCGAGAACGUGACGCUUCUCAUGGUGAGGUGGACCAAGUGCACUCGGAGCUCAGGGAUCUUCGAGCUGAUUUCGACGCCUCCGAGCAGACAGAUCUUAUCCGCAUGAGCCACGAGCGAGACGAACUGCAACGAGAGCUGAACGUCGCGCGAUGGCAGCUGUCUUCCAUACGCGCCCUGGCCGAUGCCCGACCCAACGCGACCGAAGACGUGGUGGAUCCAGCGUACAUUCUAGGUUUGAUCCCAGUGGCGCCUCCUGGGUCGGCUGGGCAGCCAUCCGCAGGGGCAAGUUCGGAUCCAGGCCAAGGGGACCCAGAUCCAGAGGCGGCUACGGGGUCCCAUACGCGACCUGAGUCCAGACGUUCCAAACGAGAUCGGGAUGCAGAAACCUCCGAUCCGGAUCCCGACCCUCCUGCCAAGCGACGUAUUCUCUCCCCAUCUCUUCCCGAUGACAGGGACGCCGAUGGCGAGAUCGACGACGACGGGGGUCAUCAGGAUUCACCUGCUGAAGAAGGUGGACAUGCCACACAGAGAGAUCAUGACUCCAGCAAACGCCUCGGCGCCGGCAAGGAUCCCCACGCUAACGAUAGCGACCGCGAGGAAAAUAAGGGGGAAAAUGAUCAAGAGAGCAACGACAACCGCGAGGAGGACGACAACGAAGGGGAGGAGAACGACGACGAAAUGGCCAGCGACGAGGAGGAGGACGAGGAAAUGGCGAACGAGCUGUUUGAAGCUCAGACGUUGGAGGGACUCUCCCAAUCGAGAUCCGAAGAGCGCCGACGGCAGCACGCUUCUCCUCACCGCUCCUUGACUGCCAGCGGUGCGGGCGAACCUCCGGACGGAGAUGAUGGAUCGGAUCCACACGACGAUCCGUAUCCAGUUCCCCAGCGAGAUCCAGAUCCGAUUCAACAGCGAGAUCCUGAUCCACAUAGUCGUCGCUCAGAUCCAGCGGGCCAACCGCCUGCGCUAGAUCCUCUGGCACCGGUGGCGACCUUUGCACCCAGUGCGGACUGUAUCCCCGGUUCGGAGCGCCCACACGUGCUAGUACCGGCAGACUGCAACCCGUGGUUGGUGGAAGAACUGAACGACGUGGCCAUGGUGUCCAUGUUGAUCGACGUGCUGUUCUCGAUCCUGCCUACUGCCCCUGAACUCAUCACGGAGGACAAUGUAAAGGCUCUGCUCAGCACUCGCCCUUGGGAAAUUCUCGAAAACCCUGGAAAUGCCAUUUCGUUCGAGGUAAAUGUAGGUGAGCGGCUUGGGAUCCUGAUCCACGAGUAUGGGAUCUACGAGGACACUCACCUCAUGUCCUACUGGGAGUCCACUCAUCACUUCCGCAUUCCUGGCGCAAUGGCCAGGAAGUAUCCGUGGCUCGUGACUUUCAAAAAAGAGCGCAGUAACCGCCGAUCCCAUGCUGGUCGGGCGUUGAAGCAGUUCUUGGUGCUGCUGAUCACCGUCAUGCGCGAGGGCUGGUGUGACCUGGACAUCUUGUUGGAUCCCCACUUCCUCCACUCCCCCAGACGUGCCGACUCCGUCACCUCGUAUCAAGGCUUAACAUCACGACAAGCUAACUUGGCUGACCCUAACUUGAACCGGCCGGCGACGGAUCUCCCGGAAGCACUGGACGAGUGUAACGAUGAAGAUCCAUGGCGCAAUCACUACCGAGACACUCCUCAAUAUCAUCCUGCGCGCAACAUUGCGCGCCUCCCGGCCAAGUUCUUCAAUCUCCGCGCAGUUGGCGACCAGUAA